Messenger RNA from Sordaria macrospora k-hell, 669 nucleotides. RefSeq lists its product as uncharacterized. The record is from RefSeq and is a predicted model, not a curated record. Lineage: Eukaryota; Fungi; Ascomycota; Sordariomycetes; Sordariales; Sordariaceae.
AUGCCUGGCCACCGCACCCCAAUCAAAAGAGAGCGCGGCAGUCCUCCUGCCGACGACGACAACGACGAUGACCGUCACCGUCACCGCAAUCGGUCCCGAUCCCCUUGCCGCGAUAAGGUCGAUAAGGGCAAGGGCAGGCUCAAGCGCAAAAAAGAAGAAGAAAAGCUGAUUGUGGUUCGCAAGCGCAUCAAGGACGACGACAACGAGCGCGAACCCAAGCCGACUGCCCCGGAUUGGCUGGUGCAAAUCGCCCACACCAUAAUUGGCAGGGAGAACCGCAAAAAGUACAAGUACAGCCUGGAGAAGCGCGGCGGAUCCGGCUCUGGCUCUGGCUCUGGUAGGGACGGGGACGAGGGCGGAUAUCCUGAAAAGAAGCAUCCGAAGGUGUACGACGGUCAAGGUAAUGUUCACUUCCUCGUACCCGAUGGUAACGGCACGUAUCGGAUGGAGGUGGACGAUUCGACCGGCCCGGCGCGCACGAGGAAGGCGGAAGCCAACGCUGAGGAGCUGAUGAAGGUGCCGCAUGAUAUCCUUGAUGAGAUGCGCAGAGAGGAUAAAAAAAGGGAGAGACUCCUGAUGAGCUAUGAGAAGUAUCCGGGCUUCAACCAUGGCGCGGAAACCGUGUCUGAGCGCUACAUGCGCACUACGGGCCAGAGUGAGAAUCCUUAG